UUGUCACUACUGGUAACAGGAGGCGGUACCUGCAGCCCAUUCAGGUUGCACAAGUAGUCAAGCUCCUCCAGAAUGGCACAUUCAUACUUGCCGUCACAACUAGUAUUCCGACAGCAGCACUUAAGAUGUCUCAAUCAUAUGGAGGUCCUGAAGACGAUGCGUAGCAUUGAUGACCGGAUCGUCCAUUCUCUCAACACCACAGUGCCGACCGCCUCCUUCUCCAGCAGAGUGGACGCCUCCCAGACAUGCAAACAGCUCUAUGAGUCUUUGUUGGAGGCCCACUUGAGCAGGGACAGAGCUAUUAAAACGUGUAUUGCCAGGACCUCUGAAGUAGUGAGCCAACUGAGAGAGGAGAGAGCCAAGGACAGCGACAACAUGACAACCCUCAGACUACUCAGGAAGGAACAAACCAAGUUAAAACUCAUGAGGUCCGAGUUAAAUGUUGAAGAGGUGGUUAAUGACAGGAGUCUAAAGGUGUUCAGUGAGCGGUGCCGGAUCCACUACAUGCCUCCUACAGUCCAGUGAAGGGCUGAGCUGCUCCUGAGAGUUUAGCUGCAGGUCCAGACAACUGCAUUGGGACUGGAACCAGAUCCAGAACCGAGCCACAGUGACUCAUCUAUGGACUAGACCUAAGCAACCACACGUCUCCUGCUGUAGCCUGAGGGAGCGUGGUCCAGCCCACUGCUGUCAGCAACCCUGUUUAUCUUCUACCAUGAUUGUACAAAACCUUUUUUUUAAAACAAUGAAGUGUUUUCAAAUGG
This is a messenger RNA of Esox lucius (northern pike), 761 nucleotides long. RefSeq names its product coiled-coil domain containing 58 (gene mix23). Bases 73 to 525 code for a protein of 150 amino acids. Gene Ontology annotation, cellular component: mitochondrion; mitochondrial intermembrane space. NCBI's taxonomy places the organism in Eukaryota, Metazoa, Chordata, Actinopteri, Esociformes, Esocidae. The record is from RefSeq and is a predicted model, not a curated record. The transcript has 5 exons.